Messenger RNA from Hydractinia symbiolongicarpus, 3203 nucleotides. RefSeq lists its product as uncharacterized. Lineage: Eukaryota; Metazoa; Cnidaria; Hydrozoa; Anthoathecata; Hydractiniidae. The transcript has 2 exons. The record is from RefSeq and is a predicted model, not a curated record. Bases 1401 to 3203 code for a protein of 600 amino acids.
UCAUAACAGAACUUUAGGUCCCAUUUUCUACAAAAGGUUUGACCCUCUAAAUAGGUUGGUAGUAUCACGGACAAUAAAAAUCACAUGGUCAGCUGACCCAAUUUGGGGGCGUUUGGGUCCCAGGCCCCUAAAAUUACCCUAAUUCGAGACUCCUAUUUGGUCCCAUAAUUCUCAAAGCUUAAAAGUUAGUAACGUGUGUCAUUAUAUGAGAGAAUCUGAAAGAUGAUAAAGCUUACCGAAAAAUUGGGUCUUAAGACUGGGUCAGACCCCCCUCAAAGACCAUAUUUAGGACCUUAAUUUGUCCCCAUAAGCUACAAACUCCAAAUUUUGCACAAACAUUCUCUAACAUAGUGUAAUGUCAGUGGUCAUAAAGCUGACCAAAAAUUUGGGUCUCUUGGCCUAGUCAGACCGCGUCUCGCCCCAUAUCUCUAUUUUUAAUGCGGAGGAGAAGCAAUAGAAAAACAUUUGUCUUAUUUCCAAUGUGUUCAGGGCCUUAACUUAUUUUUAGAAUUUUUUUAAAUAGAAUAGAACGUUUUCGUCCAAAUACAACAGGAAACCGACAUAACAAACCAGACAGUGAAAGAAAAAAGUUAAGAGAAGCAGUUAUUUUGAAGCAAGUGAAGUAAAAACGUGAACAAAUUACCGGGAUAUUUGCAUAUUAGACUAUCAAAUAUAGAAAAUUAGAAACUUUAGAUAAAAUGUGAUAGAUAGAAGAUAUGACAGGUAAAGAUAUAUGUAAUUAUAUCAAGUUUUUAGUUACUGCAUGUUGUAGUCAGUUUCGGAUGAUAAGUCAAAAAAAGUUUUAAUAGUCUGUUGUUGAACUGAAUUUUUUAAACAUAUAUUUUGUCAAUUUUUACUUCAUUGAUUGAAUUUCUCAUUUCGUAGAAUUUUCGAACAAAGAAAUAUUCAAUAAGAUCAAUGAAAGCGAUGGUAAGAGGAAAACAUAAUUAAUUAGAAUACAUUAAUUUAAGAUAACCAAUAACAAGUUAUUAUUGUGAUAUUUUGCAGAUGUUGUAGCUACUGUAGAUGACAAUUUAAAUGCAAAUGGAAAUACUGACAGUGAUGAACGAUGCUGUGUGCUGCAUGUUGGUGAUGGAUACAAAGUUGGCAAAAUAAAUCUCUUCAAUACGGAAACCCUGGGAAAGUGCAAAUCUAUCUUAGUUACACGUAAAAAUGGAAAUCUAAAGUACAAGGAUACGCAACUUCCUGGCUUUGUGAAUAAAAUUCAAGGAUUUCAUUUAAAUUGUUACAAAAGAUUUAUAGCAUUGUCUGAAACACAGAGAAAAAAUCUCCCCAACGAUAAGAAAGUAUCUAAAGCUGUCCCUUUAACCCGUUCAAAAAUUUCCAUAACAGUGCAAUCAUCUUCAACAGGAGUGUUUUCAAAGAUAUGUAUUUUCUGCAUGCGAAAGGAAAAGAAGCACAAAAAUUUAAAGCAAAAAUUAAAUGCAGCAUCUACAGAGAAUUUUCAAGAAAAUAUAAAAAAGUAUGCACGUUGGUUGGAAGAUAAGCCUAUGUUAGUGCGAAUCGGAAAUGAAGAUUUUGUAAGCAAAGAAAUAUACUACCAUGGAAUGUGCAGGGUCAGUUAUCAAAGCAAGGCCGAAAAAACACCAUUGGCAAUACAAGAGAGGAAUGAAAAAGGGAUGGAAAGACAAAAACUUGAAACAUCCUGGCAUACUGCGAGAGGGAUUCACUGCAAGGCUUUUGAAGGUGUUUGUGCUUAUAUUGAUGAUCACAUCCUAAAAGAAAAAGAUGUUAUCUUACUCAGCGAGCUAAAAAAUCAAUAUCACAUGUUACUAGCAGAAAUCGGGAAUGAAGCAUUCGAAGAUAUUGAAUCGUCUUCAGCAAAACUUGAGCAAAAAUUAUUAAAGCAUUACAAAGAAAGUAUACAAAUCAUGAAGGGGAAAACAAGACGUGGAAACUUGAUAUUCUGCAGCACCAUUUCCGAAGAAGAAGCUUUCAGGAAAGAGUACUCGAUGAAGACAAAAUUGAAAGCGAAGAUUAGAGAUGUAGCGUUUGCAUUAAGGUCUGCCAUAAUGGAAAUUGAAAAAUGCCCUAUACCCGAUGAAGUGACAUUUGCAGAUAUAAAAAAAGGUGAAGUUGAGGCACCAAAUGAAUUAAUUGAAUUUUUCAGUUACCUUAUUGGUGGUCCUGACCAACGCAUAGUAAAGUCAAAUCAGAAGCAGAGGCGCAUAAAAAGUAUUGCUGACGAUGUCAUAUUUGCUGCAACAUCAGGAAAAAAAAAACCUGCAAAACAUUUGCAGCUUGGACUGGCAGUGAAAAGCAUUACAGGAAGCAAAAAAGUGAUCGAAAUGUUAAAUAGACUUGGACACUCUGUUAGCUAUAGCAUUAUCGAAGAACUAGAAACAGAAUUAACUUUUACAUCAACAAAGGCCGGGAAUGCCACACCACAUGGUAUGAAACUAAUGUCAAGUCUUGGAACAGGCGUUGCAUUCGACAACUUUGACAGAUUUGUUGAAACUUUAAGUGGAAAGGAUACCUUGCAUGAUACUGUUGGGAUAGCGUACCAAGUUGUGUCACAAAAUAAUGACAAAUCAUUGGAAGAAGAUGACGAUUCUACCCUUGGCAAUUCUCAGCUAUCUGGAAAGAAAAAACGUAGAUCAUUUCUGGCUGUAGGAUUAGACAUAGAGCCGUACAGAAAAAAACCUAAGAUGUUAACAAGAAUAAUGCUUCCACUAGAUGACCAGAGAAGGGCGUCAGAACCCCUUUCAUAUAUCAAAGCACGCAUGUACGAUACCUUGUGGAUGAUGGAUUUUUAUUUUUCACCCGACACUACACCAAUGUGGGUUGGCUGGAAUUCUAUAAUUUUUCAAAAUACCAACAAUCUGCAAAAAGUUUGGUACCUGCCACAAAUUAAUCAGUCUCCAACUUCUAUAGCUGUAGUAGCAGAAACAUUGAGGCGUGCACAGGUGAUUGCGAAUGAAUGUGGUAAAAAAAACAUUUCAGUAACAUAUGAUCUUGCGAUUGCCAAAGUGGCUAUGCAACUUCAAGCAGAAGAAUCUCCAAAGUUUGACAAUAUAUUUGUCGCUCUAGGUGCAUUCCAUGUAGAGAUGGCCAUGUUUAGCGCAUUUGGCAAGUACAUCGCUGAAUCUGGUGGUCCGCAUAUCCUAAAUGAAGCUGGUGUGAUUGAAAAAGGUUCUCUCAAGUCAUUUUUACUGGGAAAGUGUUACAAGAGAAGUAAAUGA